This is a messenger RNA of Patella vulgata (common limpet), 2041 nucleotides long. Its product is annotated as E3 ubiquitin-protein ligase TRIM56. Gene Ontology annotation, molecular function: protein binding; zinc ion binding. Lineage: Eukaryota; Metazoa; Mollusca; Gastropoda; Patellidae. The transcript has 2 exons. Bases 119 to 1540 code for a protein of 473 amino acids. The record is from RefSeq and is a predicted model, not a curated record.
GUACGUAGUUUUCUUUUGUAAUCAGGGCGUGUGUUACUAUUUAAAGUUAUAAACCUGUUGUUGUUGACAACACAUAGUACAGAGAGAGAGAGAGUUGGGGAGAGAAAUUAGAUAAAAUAUGGAAAGCGACGACGAUCAUCUUGAGUGUGCAAUCUGUUUAAAGAUUUUUACCAAACCAAAGUUUCUACCAUGCUUUCAUACGUGUUGCCUGGGCUGUCUUGAUCAGAUGAUUGAAUCUACCAACCUUCUAACAUGUCCUCAGUGUCGACAAGUCCACAAAAUACCCCCUGGCGGAGUUUCGGAGCUUACAACAAAUUUCUUCGUAGAUGGUAAGUCGGAACAAAAGAGGAGACAAGGAUCCAGCUGUGACAACUGCAUGAAGAAAGGUGCCAUAUGGUUUUGCACAAAUUGCGACCAAAAUUUGUGUGACAGUUGUAAAACAACACACGAUUCAUUAACUGCCUGUAAAGAUCACUGCGUCCACAGUUUGAAUGAAGAGAUAUCUCUAGAGUCUGUUAACCAGCAUAGAUACUGCACGAAACACCCAAAAGAUAAAGUAGAGUUUUAUUGCAUGGACUGUUCCAAGCCGAUUUGUAUGAAAUGUAAAAUGCUAUUCCAUGGGAACCACACUGCCGAAGAUAUUGAUGAUGCCAUAGAAAAGGCUAAAGUUGUCUUUGGGAACUUGCAGGAUAAAUUGUUGUCUGCCCAAAAUAAUCUAAAACAAGAAAUGGCCAAAUGCGAAGAAUCAAAAAUAGAAAGAAGGGAAAGAUCGGAAGUGCAAUUGCAAAUGAUUGACCAAAAAGCUAUGGAGAUAAUACAGACGGUACAAUUAAUGCAAUCUAGGCUGAAGGGGUCGGUAACUGAUAACCUUGAAACGGAAUUGGCUCCUCUAACUAAAGUAAUGAAAGAGUUACAUGGUUCACAUACAGAUACUCUUGUUGUUGCAGAGAAGCUUGAGAAAAUAGACACGUUGCAUGAAGUGGACAUGAUGAAAGCCGUACCCUUAUUGACAGAAGACAUCAAUGCCAUCUACAACACGCGAAUCCCAUAUCGGUAUUAUAAGAAUAUGGACUUAAACACUACCGAAGCAACCCCCCCUGCUGUUGAUGAUCUCCUUGGUAAAUUGAAUGGGACACAAAUAGGUAAAUUUCAAGAAAGGUUCAACGCUGAUUUGAAACUUGGGACACUCCACAGGAGUCGUGUUUGUGAGAUAGGUAAUCAUUCGUUCAGACUCGAUGUUAAAAGAUGGAAGGAUGAUAGAAAUAGGCCCCAUCCGGUUGAGCAGUUCGGCGUGUAUUGUAGUAUCGGGGAUGGAGAUAGUACUCCAGUGGAUGCACUCAUUCGGGUCCAGCUCCUGAGAAAUGGUUCAGGUCAUGACGACGCAAUGACGGAAGAAGGGGAGUUUACGUUUAACAUUCCGGGAAGCGGUCAUGGAUGGAACCGAUUUAUGAUAUGGGAUCAAGUGAUUGACCCAGAGGAACGCUUUGUUUCAUGUGAAGAGCUGAUAUUUAAUGUUUUGAUAGCUGUAAAAGAAAUUUAAAUAUUGGAUAAAACCUGGUAGGGCGUAAUUAUGCAAAGCAACAUCUCAGUCAGCUUGUCUGCACCAAGAAUUUUUAUUAGGAAACCUUUUAAUGCUAUCUUAUAGUUUCUUCGACCUGUCCGGUCAACUGUCCACCAUAGCUUGUUAAAGGACAAAUCCCAGCUUUAUUUCAAUGAAUAACAUUGGUGAAUGUCAAUCCUCACCACGCCCAUGUGGCGGCAAUUAUUCUGAGAUAGAUUUUCUUGUAGCGCAAAACCCGGUCGUAUCAACAACUAUGUCUCAAUGAGGAUUGAGGAUAUUAUUUUUUUUUUUAAAUUUUGGAAGUAGGAUACAUCGAUUUUUGAUAUGAUGUCAAUUGUUUGUGAUAUAAAUGUAAAUUUAAUAGACGAGCAAUUACUAACAGUCAGUCAGCACACCUUUGAAAUUUUAGCUAAAAUGAAAUCAGCUAUGUUAAUCGUAUCUCAAGCAAAUAUGUGAAUAAAUACAAAUACCCGUGGCGUU